CCGCGGAUGCCCGUUUGGGAUAAGACCGAAGAUGUUGUCCUCACCGGCAUCUCGGGGUAUUUUCCGCAAUGCGAUAGUUUCGACGAGUUCAAAGAGAAACUCUUCCAAGGUGUGGACAUGGUUACUGAUGAUGAGCUCCGUUGGCCUCGAGGCUUGCUCGGUCUACCGGCGAGAUCCGGGAAAAUCAAGGAUCUUUCUCGAUUCGACGCGCGGUUUUUCGGCGUGACGCCCAGGCUGGCCAACCUCAUGGACCCCCAACUGAGGAUGUUGUUGGAAACAACCUACGAGGCGAUAGUAGACGCGGGUUACGAACCCCGCACUCUGAGAGGAAGGAAGAUCGGAGUCUACGUCGGAGUCACAUACGCGGACUCAGACGAUGGCUGUAUCGGGGACGUGAAGGAAAUCGACGGGUACUCGCUGACUGGUUGCUGCAGAGCCAUGUUUGCGAAUCGCAUUUCCUACUCGUUCGACUUCACCGGACCCUCCCUCGCGAUUGACAGCGCUUGUUCCUCCAGCAUCUCAGCUCUCACCCAGGCAAUGAUUGCGAUUCGAUCGAAUCAGUGCGAUGCAGCCAUAGUCGGAGGGUCGCAGAUAAGCCUCAAACCUCAGACAGCGCUCGGUUUCCACAAAUUGUCCUUGCUCGACCCCGAAGGGAAAUGUCGUGCUUUUGACAACAAGCCCGGUGGCUAUGCGAGGUCGGAAGCUGUGGGCUGCGUCUUCUUGCAACGACGUUCCGAUGCGCGUCGAAUUUACGCGACGGUGGUUCAUGCGAAGGCAAAUGUCGACGGCUUCAAGGAGCAGGGUAUCCUUUGCCCGAGCGGCCGAACGCAAGAAAUGCUCCUCCGUGAAAUAUAUUCUGAAACAGAGGUCGACCCCACUGAAGUUGAGUACGUCGAGGCGCAUGGCACAGGAACAAAGGCUGGAGACCCUCAGGAACUCUCUGCUCUCUACAACGUGCUCUGUCCGGGUCGCGAUGGAGCGCUCCAUAUCGGGUCGGUCAAGUCGAAUUGCGGUCACGCAGAGGCUGCAUCGGGUAUCUGCUCGCUCGCCAAAGCGGUAGCCCUCAUGGAAACCGGCGUCAUUCCGGGGAACCUCCACUUCGAGUCUCCGAACCAGAGCAUCAGGGGGCUGGUCGAUGGUUCGAUGAAAGUCAUCACGGAACCCACAGCUUUCCACGGGGGUUACGUAGCAAUGAACUCUUUCGGAUUCGGGGGCGCGAACGCUCACCUGCUUCUCAAGCCCCACGGGGGACGGAAUGUUUCUGACUUCGAUCGAGAAUCGCCCGAACUACCGAGAUUGGUUCUUCUAUGCAGUCGGACGGAGCAUGGCCUCCUCGAAAGCAUACAACGAGUGAAGACGGAAGCCCUUCCAGACCAUGCUCUGAAGAUGUUGAAUGUGGUCGGCCGAGCUCCGACUCAAUCGAUGCCGAGAAGAGGUUUCGUGGUUCUGCCGACGAACGGAGAGGCCUUCGACUCGCAAACGCUCGCCGAGGAGCGCAAAAGGCCCCUAUAUUUCAUCUAUCCUGGGAUGGGCUGCCAAUGGCAAGCUAUGGGUCGAGAGAUGAUGCACUUCAAGCUGUUCGCUGAUUCCAUACACAGAUCUCACGAGAUCUUGAAACCGUUGGGCAUCGAUCUGCUACGAAUUCUCACCGGAGAAACUGUCGAAGACUCCUCACUGGUAGUUCCAUUCGUUUCGAUAUGCGCGAUGCAGAUGGCUCUGACCGACUGUCUGUCAGCAUGCGGCAUCCACCCUGACGGAAUCGUCGGACAUUCGACAGGUGAACUCGCUUGUUCCUUCGCGGACGGAUGCCUCAACCAGAAACAGACGCUCCUGGCAGCUUAUUGGCGAGGAAAAUGCGUCGAAAUGGCAGACUUGCCCAAGGGCGCGAUGGCAGCGGUGGGUCUGUCCUGGGAAGAAACUCUCAAGAGAUGCAGAGACGGCGUUGCUCCAGCGUGCAAUAACAGUUCCGACUCGGUCACCAUAAGCGGUCCAGCAGACGCGGUAUCCAGGAUGUGCGCGGAACUCAGAGCUGAGAACAUCUUCGCCAAAGAAGUCGACGUACAGAACGUCGCGUACCAUUCGGUUCAGAUGGAGAAGAUAGCUCCCGCUCUCCAGGCGGCCCUGACCAAUGUGAUUCCAAUCGCCCGGGCUCGCUCGGCGCGCUGGAUUUCUUCGUCCGUGCCCCAUGAUCGCUGGGGAGAGCCGCUCGCCAAGUUCUGUUCGCCCGCAUACUUGUCGAAUAAUCUAGUUUCAGCCGUCCGAUUCAAAGAAGCCCUCGAGUUUGUGCCAGACGAUGCGAUCUGCCUCGAAAUUGCCCCCCACGCUCUGCUCCAGUCGAUCCUGAAGAGAGGACUCAGCCUGCAUUGCGAAACGAUCGGUCUGAUGAAGAAAAACGCACCGAACCUCGUCACGUUCCUCUCAGCACUGGGACGAUUGCACACUCUGAACGUGGACGUGGAUGUUUCGGCGCUGUACCCUAAACUCGAGUAUCCAGUUCCUCGAGGAACCCCCAACCUUUCGCGGUUCGUCGCGUGGGAACACGCGGAGGAGUGGCGGGUAUGCAAAUGGAACGAAUUUGGAUCGUUAGCGAACUCGGCGGAAGACGUGACUACGACAGUCGACAUUUCGAAUCAAGAUUCCGAGUUCUUCUAUCUCAGAGGUCACAGGAUCGACGGCAGGAUCCUCUUCCCCGCCACAGGGUACAUGGUCAUGGCUUGGAAAGCUUUGGCGAAAAGACUCGAGAAACAGUGGGAGAAGAUGCCGAUCGUGUUCGAGAAUCUGAAUUUCCAUCGAGCCGUGAUCCUCCACGAGACGGAGGGUGCGGAACUUCGCCUCGACUUGAUGGGGACGAGCGGUGGAUUCGAAAUAAGCGAGGGAAAUGCAGUCGUUGCGUCCGGUCGCGUGUACAGUCCCGAAAACGCCGAAAAAAUCCUAAACUCUGCCAUUCCGGCGAUUACCGAUGACACGGAAUUCGAACUGGGCCUCGACGACAUCUACAAGGAGUUCCGUUUACGUGGUUACGAAUAUGAGGGGAAAUUCCGCGGAAUCAAGCAGGCGUGUACGAACAAACCUUUUGGCAAGCUGACAGGUCAGAACGAUUGGAUUGCAUUCUUGGACACCUUACUACAGUUCUCCCUUCUCCGCAGCAAACAUAGGUCUCUUGAAGUACCGACUCGGAUAAGCGAAUGUCGAAUCGACCCCGCUCAACACUAUCUGCUGCUCGGCGAGGAGCUCAAUGACCUCACGGUUUUCUUCGACAGCUCCACAAGAACCUGUUCCAGUGGAGGGGUGGUUUUCAAAGGUCUGGAAAGCUCUCCAGCGCCUCGGAGACCUGUCCAGCAGAAGACUUUGCUGGAGACCUUUGAAUUUACGCCAAACGUGCUUGAGAGCACCGAUGAGACACUGACCGGAUACAUCGAAACUUGCAGAAGUCUCUUGAAGGAUAUCCUCGAAGGGGAUCGUCGAUCACUCGCCCCUCGUCGCUCCGACGAAACUUACAAGGAGCGUCAUCAUGCUGAAGGUGGUUCCGAUGUGAUUUUGUCGAUCCUCAAGGAUGUCCCGGAAGAGGUCAGAGAGGGCCAACCAGUCGAGAUCUGUCUCAAGAGAGCCUUCGAGGCUCGCAUCGCGGACCUCGAGAGAGAUCGUCUGUCCGUAUCGUUGCGCGGAGAACUAUGUCUGAGACCACUGGUGGAUCUCGCGAUUGAAAACACGCCUCGUAGACGACUCCGGAUGGCGGGAAUCGCUUUUACCAGGACUCCCAUGGACGGGGAUAUCCUCGAAUGCAUCUCGAGGACCCAGAAGAGCUUUUCAGUAGAUUAUACCAGCUUCCAUGCCCGGCCGGAACUCGUGGAGGGAGAUUCUGUUUCGGAACUAUGGGAGCCGAACGUCGACCACAGGCCUUCAGGCUACGACUUGAUCGUGUCGGGGAAUCUCGCUAGCGAGCUUCCGAAUUUGACGACUCAUCUCCAGAGAAUGCGCUCUAGGCUUAAGAACGGAGGUUUUAUCCUCAUCGAUCAACGUCAUUCCAUGACUACGCUGGAGAAGGAUCUGAGCACUUUCGCAGAUCUCCCGAUGAGCUUUCUGCCGACAGAAAAGUUGGAGAAGGCUCUAAUAGAUGCCGGCUUCGACAUCAUCGCAUCGCGGUCGAACGAUAUCGCUGUGCUCCUGCUCGCCAGGAAGCUGGAAAGGAAGAGCUGCAAGCAUGCGCUUGUGAGAAUCGAAAAUCAAAAUUACUCCUGGGUCGACACCUUGAAGAGAACAUUGCACGAGUACGAGGAGCGACCCGAAGGUGAAAACAUUUGGCUCGUCGCGGGAGACGUCGACGAAGGCGGAAUCGUUGGCUUGGUGAACUGUCUGCGCCAUGAAAGCGGAGGCUCUCGAAUUAGGUCGAUUUUCAAUGCAUCUCUUUCCUCGAAAGAAGCGCUUCCAGACUUCGUCCCGGAUGAUCCAUUCUACCGCGAGAUCGUCAAGCGUGAUCUGGUGAUGAACGUAUUCCGCGGUGGCGAAUGGGGAACGAUGCGGCACUUCACGCUGGACUCACCAGGUAGUGAUUUCGGCAUCGUGAGAACGGAACACGCGUUUCUGAACAAUCGCACGAGGGGCGACCUGAGUUCGUUAGCAUGGUACCAGUCACAGAUCAAUUUCGAUCGUCCAGCCGCUGAUCGGGUGUUAUGCAGUGUGUAUUACGCCCCUCUCAACUUCCAUGACGUCAUGCUAGCGACUGGGAAGCUACCAACGGAUACCAUGCCCGGAGAUGUAGCCCUUGCGGAGUGUGUGCUGGGAAUCGAAUUCUGCGGUCGUGAUCCUCGGGGCCGCCGUGUCAUGGGUCUGGUCCAUGCUGAGGGCCUGGCGACGUCGGUGGUCGCAGAUCCGGAGUUCAUGUGGGAAGUUCCGCAAAAGUGGACUCUAGAGGAAGCCUCAACCGUCCCUGUCGUGUAUUCUACUGCCUACUACGCUUUGAUAAUGAGGGGCCGGAUGCGAGAGGGAGAGACGAUCCUGAUCCAUUCCGGGUCCGGAGGCGUUGGCCAAGCGGCUAUAACCAUCGCUCUCAGCAUGAAUUGUACCGUAUUCACAACAGUCGGAACUUCUGAGAAGCGACAGUUCCUCAAAGAGCGUUUCCCUUCGUUGAGAGAUGAGAAUAUCGCCUCCUCCCGUAAUACGGAUUUCGAAGCACUGAUUAUGCAGCGGACAGAGGGACGAGGAGUGGAUUUGGUACUGAAUUCUCUCUCCGAAGAAAAGCUACAAGCAUCUGUUCGGUGCGUAGCGUUCAACGGACGUUUCGUGGAAAUCGGGAAAUUCGAUCUGAGCAAGAACGCGGCUCUCGGAAUGGCCGUGUUCCUGAAGAAUGUCUCUUUCUACGGAACCGAUCUGAAUGGGCUGAUCGGCAACGAUCCGUCGAUCGUACCCGAAAAACGGGAACUUGUCGGUCUCGUGACGAGAGGAAUCGAGUCCGGUGUCGUGCAGCCACUGAAGAGGCACGUUUUCAACCUCGAACAGGCGGAAGAGGCUUUUCGUCUCAUGGCCGCCGGCAAGCAUCUCGGUAAGGUGAUCAUCAAGGUCAAAGAUGAAGAACCUCGGACGCAGAUGACACCAUCGUUGAAGACGGUUCCGGCGAGGUCACGCAUCGGAUUCUCCAGCCGGAAAAUCUUCAUCAUCAUCGGCGGGUUGGGUGGUUUCGGACUCGAGCUCUCCGACUGGCUAGUGAGACGUGGAGUUCGGAACCUCGUACUCACCUCUCGGUCGGGAGUUCGUGAUGGAUAUCAGAAGCUCUGCCUGCUCCGAUGGCGAACGGCCGGUGUCAGAGUCUGGAUUUCAGAUCGCGACGUAUCGAUUGCUGAACAAGCUGAGGCGCUCGUUCUCGAGGCAGAGUCCUCAUCGGGUUUGCCCGUCGGCGGAAUUUUCAACCUUGCCGUGGUGCUCAGAGACGCUCUCAUUGAGAAUCAAACACCAGAGUAUUUCGAGCUCGUAUGUGCUCCAAAAGUCGGGGGCACAAUCAAUCUGGAUCGCGUGAGUCGAGAGCGCUGUCCUCAAUUAGAUCAUUUCGUCGUUUUCUCAUCUGUGGUUUCGGGACGCGGCAACGCUGGACAAACGAGCUACGCCUACGCGAAUUCCGCCAUGGAGCGAGUCUGCGAGAAACGAGCUCACGACGGGCUGCCCGGUGUCGCAAUCCAAUAUGGAGUGGUUGGCGAUGUGGGAAUCGUUCAUCGAUCGUUGGGGUUGAGGGGCAACGAGCUCUCCAUACCAGGAGCUCUGCCACAGACGAUCACCUCUUGCCUGUCAUUACUGGACCAGUUCCUAUCAAUGAAUUAUCCGGUGGUGGGUACGUGGGUGAAAGCUAAUCCCAUCGAAGAACGAACGAAGAGAACAGCGAGCCUUGGUGCCGCCGUCGCCCACGUAUUCGGUAUAGACGACAUCUCCAAACUCGAUAUGGACGUGUCCCUCGCAGACCUCGGAAUGGACUCUCUAAUGAGCGUGGAAGUCAAGCAACUCUUCGAGAGGGAGCUCGACCUCACUCUGUCCAACCGAGAGAUCCGAGCUCUGACUCUGAGGAAGAUCCGGCAGCUCGAAUCCCAGCAUGAUACCGCUGCUCUCCAAUCCAUGACCCGUUCCUUGGGGGGUAUCCCGGUAAACUCCGGUAUCGUGGAGCCUGAUGUUCGGAAGGCCAAAUUGAAAUCUGAGCUCAUCCCACGACGAACUGUCAUCCGGAUGAACUCGCCGGCGCUCAGUGGGGAUCCCAUUUUCUUCGUGCACUCCAUUGAUGGAAGUGUGAAUAGGCUUUUCGAUAUCGCUCGACUCAUGAAACAUCCAGUCUACGGCCUACAGCGGACAGCCCACUUGCCCCUGGACUCGAUCGCGAAACUUGCCGAAGCUUUCAUCGCCGAGAUUGUGGCGGUGCAACCGAGAGGCCCCUACAAUUUAGUGGGUUACUCAUUCGGCGCUCUUGUGGCUUUCGAAAUUGCUUGCCUUCUACAGCAUCGAGGACAUCUCGUAAAAUCUCUGGUUCUUCUCGAUGGUUCGCCAUUCUACAUCGCAGCUCACACUUCCACCCACAAGGCUCGCCUCGGUCGAAAGGCAAAAGGCGACGAAGAAGAAGCCCUCUGGCUCUGUUUCUUCCUCAUGGAGUACAUCGACACCGACUUCAUCAAGCUAAGAACGAGCCUGCAACAGAUUCCCGGUUGGGCUGCCAAAGCCAGGAGAGCCGGUGAACUCUUGAUCGAGAACUCGAAGUUCCAAGGAGGACUGAAACCGACCCUGGACGAGGUAAUCCGAGCGAGUAAGGCUUUCCAUGAAUUCAUCCAGGCCGGAAGCGACUACAAACCCAGGAGGAAAUUCGAAGGCGAUGUUUGCCUGGUCAAGGCCUCGAAGCUUCGGGAAAUGGCAAUGAACCUCCCCGAUGACUACCGCCUAUCCGAAUGCAUAAACGGCAAGGUCAACAUCAGUGUCGUGGAGGGAAGUCAUGAGGGUUUCGUCCAAGAACGCGGGGCCGACCAGUGCGCGGAAAUAAUACAGUCCACGAUACUAUAG
Molecule: messenger RNA, 7524 nt
Organism: Galendromus occidentalis (western predatory mite)
Lineage: Eukaryota; Metazoa; Arthropoda; Arachnida; Mesostigmata; Phytoseiidae
Product: fatty acid synthase
Exons: 13
Coding region: 7-7524 (2505 amino acids)
Biological process (GO): fatty acid biosynthetic process
Molecular function (GO): 3-oxoacyl-[acyl-carrier-protein] synthase activity; oxidoreductase activity; phosphopantetheine binding
Source: RefSeq, a predicted model, not a curated record